UUGCUUUUCCGGUGCAUAUGGUGCGCCGUUCAAUUUUUCUCGGCUGGCGCGUAAUUUGCAUCACGGCCGGUCCGGCAGCACUGACUGCCGUUUGCUACCGUUUCACGAACCGCGACGUGUCCGUCGCCGACGUUGCCUGACGUCCUCGACGUCGCGAGAUUCGUCGCUACCUGCCGUAUUUUCUGCCGAUUUCUCAAAUCUCAAGUCUCCGGUCUCCGGCUUGACGCCAGUGGACGUCAGAAGCCGGAAGUGCACCUGUGCAGUGUGCACUGAUGUGCACGUCGGGUUGGGUUCAUCGUUGAGCGUCAGCCCGUCAGCCUCAGCGGCCUCAGCUGUCCUACUACGUCUUGCUCGUAACUCGUUGUCGGAGCGCAGGAAAAUGGCGACCGCUGUGCCGUCUCGAUUCGCCGUCCUCAGCAUCGAAGACGACGAUUACAAGCCGAAGAAGACGCAGAAGAACGCGACGACGAGCAAGAACAAUGCCAAGAGCAAGGGCGACAAGUCCAAGCCGCAACAACAGCAGCAACCACCGAACAAAAAAAAACAGAACAAAGGAAAAAAGAAGAAAACGAGUAACGAUGACCAGCAGUGGGAACAGUGGAAGCAGAAGGAUACGAUGGCUGUCGAAGAAACGUUUGAGCAAGAAUUGCAUCAAGCCAUCCUGCUGUCAAAAUUGGCAUAUGAAGAACAAUUAGUUAGUGUAGCAAAAAAUGAAAAGGAACAAGAACAGAAUAAAAAAUCUGGUAAAAAGUCGAAAAAGGCGACUAUGUCCUUGGAAGAAUUUAAUAGCAUGGGAACAAGUGCGACGGUAGUACCAAUAAAUGAGCCUACAGAUAAGUCAAGAGAAGUAGACACGGAAUUUUUUGAGAGAAUAGAGAAAGAGACGAAAGAAGAAAUAACAAAAGGGAAAGAAAAAGAUAUAUUGAAGGCCAGAUUAAAUAAAAUCGAUGAUGACAUAACAUUUGCACAGUUAAGAGUAGAAAUUGAGAAACGUGAUGAAGUAAUUGGCCAAUUGAGGGCAGAGGUACACAUGUUGAAAGAAGAAUUAACACAAGUUAAAGAGAGAAAUAAAAAACUGUAUCAAAUAUUGUCACAUGGUGAGAUGAAGGAUAAAGCAUCAGUAUUGGCUGAAGUUGCAAAACUACAAGAGAUACGAGAUGAACUAACAUCCGAGGUAGCUUCUUUACAUGCUCAACUGGAGCAAGAAAGAUCUAAAACACGUACAUCAAGUGUAGAUGUAAAAACAUCUAAACAAACUAACAAGAAGAGGCCGGCCAGUGAAAAUGCCUAAUUUGUUUUUCACGAAAAACUACCAUUGUGAUCAAUUAAUUUUAAUUAACGAUGCAUAUUGAUUAAGUAGCAAUUUGAGAAGGAACAUUAUAUUUUCAAAGAGAAACAUUUAUUUCUUAUCGCAUGUACAGCAUAUAUUGUAUUUGCUCGUUAAAAAUAAGUUUAAAAUAC
Trachymyrmex cornetzi is the source of this 1461-nucleotide messenger RNA. RefSeq names its product G kinase-anchoring protein 1. NCBI's taxonomy places the organism in Eukaryota, Metazoa, Arthropoda, Insecta, Hymenoptera, Formicidae. Gene Ontology annotation, biological process: signal transduction. The record is from RefSeq and is a predicted model, not a curated record. The transcript is spliced from 6 exons. Gene Ontology annotation, cellular component: Golgi apparatus. Bases 380 to 1291 code for a protein of 303 amino acids.